Messenger RNA from Cicer arietinum (chickpea), 1144 nucleotides. Its product is annotated as ACD11 homolog protein. The record is from RefSeq and is a predicted model, not a curated record. Gene Ontology annotation, biological process: ceramide transport; intermembrane lipid transfer. Lineage: Eukaryota; Viridiplantae; Streptophyta; Magnoliopsida; Fabales; Fabaceae. Gene Ontology annotation, molecular function: ceramide 1-phosphate transfer activity; ceramide 1-phosphate binding. Gene Ontology annotation, cellular component: cytosol; cytoplasm; membrane.
CUCACACACCGCAUUCACAGGGAACAUUCCUUCACACAAAAACAAUAUUUCCCUUUUCAUCAACCUUUCCCAAAAAUCCUAAAGACUCCUUUUCUAAUCCUUUUUGACGUUUAAUCAAUGCUUCCCAAAUUUUUUUUUAAUCUUUCUUCACAAAAUAAAGAAAAAAGAAUUGCUCGCUUGUUUUCGUUUUUAAAUAUAGAAAAGGAAUUAAAUGUUGCGGUGAAUUGAAACUAUGGUAUGUGGUGGAUCCGUCAUGGAACAUUCGGAUUUAGCGGUUGAUUUGCCUCUUUCUGCCAUAGCAGAAGCUUUUGAAGAGCUCGCAAAAAAGGUUAAUGAAAGGAAGAACGAACAACAACAUAUUCGGUUGGAUAUAUUUUGCGAAACCGCUUCUCUUGUUUCUAUUCUUUUUCGUUGUCUUGGCCUUGCUUUCAAAUUUGCUGAAAUGGAAUACGUUGCGAAGCUACAUGGACUAGUGGAAGCAUCAAAGACGUGUCAGACUUUACAAGAAAUAAUUGACCUUGAUGUCGCCAAUGACACGGUGAAAACAUCAGGAAGUUCUUCACGUAACCUACGCAGAGUUCAACAGGGUCUUGAUCUCGUUAGAGCUAUAUUUGAACAACUUUUGUCAACUGAUGAUAUUUCUCUGAAAGGAGUGGCUUCAACAGCUUAUGGAGAGGUGUGUGCACCGUAUCACACAUGGACCGUCAGAACGGCUGUAUAUGCUGGGAUGUAUACACUUCCGACGAGAGACCAACUUUUUUUCAAGCUCAAUGAAACAGAGCAAUCAGCUGAGAAGAAGAUGAGGAGGUACAUUAGUGCAUCACUUCCAGUUAUAGAAUACAUUGAUAAACUGUACCUUUCACGAAAUAUUGUGUUGAACUGGUGAGUUCAUAUAAAGAGAUAAAUUUGAAGAAGAAAUCAAAUGCUAGGUCUGGUUGUUAGAAGAUAGUGAUGUGGCUCCAUUGAUAUAACAAUAUACAUGCUUCAUUUUUUCUUAUAACCAAUAUGUACAUUUAAUUAUGUCAGUUUCUUAGCGGCUGUUUGGAGCUUUAGGGAGAUGUAAAAAAUAGGGUUUUAAUAAAAUGAUUAUAUUGAUGUGUUGUUUUGUUUUUUAUAUACAUAUACAUCAUUUAUUUGAAGGAAA